CUAAACCGGAAGAGAAGAAUGUAAAUAAAGAACUUGGCGGAAAAUAUGAUCGUUUGCAACUUUGCUAGUUCACAAUGAAAUGAAGUUUAUAUAGAUGUCACAGACAACCUUUCUUGAAUCUGUGGUCAGCUGGGACCAUCAGAAAUGUCAACAGAAUGUUGAGGAAGCUCUACCUAAACUUGUUGAUUUUCUACAGAACGCAGAAAUAAUUCAAGAAAAAGUUGGAAUUUUGAAGAUUAUAUGUCAGUUAUUUUUACCAUGUAUACAGAUUGAAGAAUCAGAAAAUACAUUGUUUAGACAUAUUGUUGAAAAAGCAUGUUGUUCUUUUGACUGUAUCUUAAAUGACAUAAAACAGAUCAACAAGAACCAGGAUAUUUCUGUAUUGAGUGGACAAGUGCUCAGUUUGUUGGAGUUACUGACUGAUAUAGUGGAAUGCUAUGAAGUUUGUGUGAAGUAUGUUGGGUCCACAGAAAUACCUUUGGCCUGGAAUAAGGUCCAGUCCUUACCAACUGGAGCUGUCCAUAUACUUAAAGGGACCUAUGGACAUUGUAAGGGAAGCAGUGAGCUGUAUGGAGAAUUAUUGGUUCAUGUGUCGGAACCGUUGUCAGCAUUGUUUAGAAAGGCCCACAGCUUACAAAUGGCAUUUCUCAACUUGUUAGAUAAAUUGACAGUAGAUGGAAGUGUCACGGACAAAGAUAUUGAUAAUGUUUGUUGUGUAUGCUAUGGAUUGUUUGAAGUUUGUCAGAUAGUUACCUCCCUUGAUGUCAAACUGGUUGUCACAUUAUGGAAAGCCAUUUCAAAACAUGCAGUUCAAAAGAAAGAUUUAUUAAAACAUCAUCUAGAUGUUGAUAAGAUGAUACAGUACCUGUGUUCUGAGAUAAGUAAUGGUUAUACUUAUCUGUUCCAGCUGUUGCCACAUGUAGAUGAGGAAGGAAUGGUAUUAUCCCAGGGUGACGAGAAAGGAUUUCAGAAAUCGGUGAAGAUUUUAGGUUUCCAGAUGAAGAUAACAGUUACUUUAGUCAAAGAAUACAGUGAUUACUUAUCAGACUGUGGAUUAGAUGUGUAUAAAGUACUUAUACAUUUACAAAGAAUGAUGCCACCAAGCAUUCACAGACACCAGACUGAGGACCACCAUAGCGAUGAGAUAAGAAGGCAACUUUUGAAUGCUACAGAACCAUUAGUAUCUUGUUUUUUGAUCAACACAAAGUUUUUACAAUGUUUAGUCAGUUAUUCUUCAGUUGAUAACCUGACUGUUGCUGACAGCUUGCCACAUUUAUUGCUUACUAUUCAUGUGAUGAAUUCCCUUCCCAAACUAUCAGACAGUGAAAAGGAAAGAUGGUUGUCACCAAAUAACCACCCUGAAGACAUCCAAGCUCACAGUCUAAUACAAACAAUCUUCUAUCUCCUAAACAAAUGUUCAGUGGAGGUGAUUUUGCCUGUUUGUGUUCCAGGACUAUCCAGUACAAGUAAAAAAGAUAAGGAGGCUUGUUUGUAUGAUGAAAUUUGCGUGCAUUUCUGUGGUUUUAUUGGAAGUUUACCAGCAGCACAUUUUCAUAAACUGGAAGAAGUAUUAAUAGAUAAUUUAUUAUCUACGAGUCCAGUCUGUUCACAGUUAGCUACAGAUGCUUGGUGUUUCCUUGUUAGAUAUGGAUCUGCAGAAUUAUGUGACAGCCAUGUAAAGUUACUUUUAGAGAUAAUGAAGAAUAUACAGGGUUACACAAUACAGUACAGAAAUGUUACGGUACUAGUUAACAGGAUGGUUAAAUUCCUAGCCAAAGAACAUCAGGUUGAUAUAAUAAAACUAUACCCACUUAGUAAUCACAUGACAAUAUGGUCAGCUUUGUCAAUUUCUGGUUUCACAUCAACAAAUGCAAGGAGUUUAGUGGAUGACAUUGUUGGUCAUUGUGUGAAAACUAUUCAUAACUUCAUCAAUACAACAGAAAAGAAGCCUGAUAGCUUUGCUUUUCUUAUUUCAUCAAUAGAUUGUCUGCUCAAUAUUUUUAAUGAUUCAGAUGUUGUUGAAAAGUAUCUCCUGCCGAAUGCUCAGUCCACCGUUGUUGAAAAGACUGUAAUGAUUUGUAACAGCUUUUCUGAUUGGUUGAUAUUACCUAUUACAAGAUUAUGCCUUGCAAAGGUCAUACAUUUAUACUCCUUCAUCUUGCCUAACUUGAAUAAUAAAGAAAUGUUACAGAUUUUAAUACUGAUAUCAACUGUGAUGAAACAAAGACCAGAUCAGUAUUUUAAACUAUCUGUAGCUGUAUUACUGCAACAUUUAGGUUCUGUAAAGCUUUCUCCGUCAUUUGAGCAGAGUCAAAUAUUAAACAAAAUCCCAGAGAUUUUCAACAGUUUAUUAUCAGAUACAACUAGUAUUAUAAAACACAAAGCAUUAGAAACAUUUACCAAGUUUGCUGAGGUCACAGUUCAUGAGUCUAUAGUUCCUCAGUGCAUACAGAAUGAUACAAAUAUUCAGGACAGUGUUGUAGCAUUCCUAAAUAAGACUCCAUUUCCAUCAUCUGUGAAUAGAAAAGAUUAUUUAAUAACUUUGCUAAACAGUACAGAUGAAGAAGAUGACAGUGUUGAGAGGAAUGAUGGCAGACAAGAGCCAUUAAGUAAACGUCCCAGAACUGAAGAUUGUAGAAAAUUUGAGAAUCAGCAGCAAUUGAUAGACCUGCUUCUCAGCUGCAGUCAAGGAUUACAGGAGAACAAAGAUGCUAUACCAAAUCAGCUAAUUUUGAGACUUAAAGAAGCUAGGAAUUUGAUUUCUUCUUUUCUUGAUGAAAAAGGAUAAAAAAAUAUAAUUUAUAUUGACAAACUGCAUUAUGUGUUCCAAAUUUUUUAAUGAAAAUGUUUAUAGAAAUAUG
This is a messenger RNA of Mytilus californianus (California mussel), 2861 nucleotides long. RefSeq lists its product as uncharacterized. The coding region runs from base 95 to 2788 and encodes 897 amino acids. The transcript is spliced from 24 exons. NCBI's taxonomy places the organism in Eukaryota, Metazoa, Mollusca, Bivalvia, Mytilida, Mytilidae. The record is from RefSeq and is a predicted model, not a curated record.